GCAGGGUCUAGCGCUAGCAUAGAUGACGCAGGAAAUGACGGCUAAAGUAAAAUAAGGAAUGUGUCGCAUAAUGUUGACGUCAAAGGACGCUUUGUCGCAAAGUGCAACCACACACGAGGGCUAUAGUGCCAAUCUCUACCAUUUUCAGCCGUCAUGGGAAAACAGAAGAAACAGAAAAAAUAUGCCACCAUGAAAAGAAUGAUCAGUUUAAAGGAUCAGAGGAUAAAAGAACAGGACAGGGCAAAAACACAAAAGAAGAAGAAAGAAGAUCCCUCAGUCAUUAAAGAACAAGAAGUAGCGAAGCACCCAUCUUGUAUGUUCUUUCAAUACAACACCCAGCUUGGACCUCCAUAUUACAUCCUUGUUGAUACCAACUUUAUCAACUUUUCUAUUAAGGCCAAAUUAGAUGUUGUCCAGUCAAUGAUGGACUGCCUCUAUGCUAAAUGUGUUCCUUGCAUAACGGACUGUGUGAUGGCUGAACUUGAGAAAUUAGGGAUGAAGUUUCGAGUGGCUUUGCGGAUUGCAAAAGAUCCCCGCUUUGAUCGAUUACCUUGCUCACACAAAGGAACGUAUGCUGAUGACUGCUUGGUGCAAAGAGUAACGCAGCACAAAUGUUACAUUGUGGCCACGGUGGACAGGGACCUAAAAAGGAGGAUUCGAAAGAUCCCAGGAGUCCCAAUAAUGUACAUCUCCAAUCACAGGUAUAACAUUGAGUGGGUGGAUGCCAUUGUUGAUUAUGGAGGGUUAACUUGGUACAAUAAAGUUUUUGGCAUCCCAGAUCCCCAGCAGCUCAGAGUACAUCAGAGGAAAUUAAAAGGUGGAGAAAAUAAAGGAGGAAAAUUAUCUGCAACCAAUGAAAAUGACUAA
Molecule: messenger RNA, 867 nt
Organism: Cyprinus carpio (common carp)
Lineage: Eukaryota; Metazoa; Chordata; Actinopteri; Cypriniformes; Cyprinidae
Gene: fcf1
Product: rRNA-processing protein FCF1 homolog
Exons: 9
Coding region: 154-867 (237 amino acids)
Cellular component (GO): nucleolus; small-subunit processome
Source: RefSeq, a predicted model, not a curated record